AUGAUGAUCUCCGAGAUCUCGGAGCUGGUGACGGAGAAUCAACAAAUCAACGACCUCACCAAGCACCUCCUCCACCAGAAGAUCAUCGAGGGAUGGCAGCUGCAAAAGGCGAUUGGAAAUGGCUCAAACGGCGUGGUGAUGCUAGUGGAACACACGAAGAACAACGUGAUCACCAUCUCCGAGUGCAACAUCAUAAAUCGCCUUACUGCGGAUGUCAACAACGAUGUUAAUCCGCACACUACACAACGCCCGCAUCAUCAACAACGGUGUCACGACGAAUCACGAUUCACAGGCCGACAUUCGAAUGUUGAUGAAAUCAGAGAUUUCCAUGGCGCAACACUGCUUGGCCAAUUGCCCAUCGUAGUUCUGCAAGAUUCUACAAGGUUCUACAAGAUACUUCGGAUC
This is a messenger RNA of Mesorhabditis belari, 405 nucleotides long. Lineage: Eukaryota; Metazoa; Nematoda; Chromadorea; Rhabditida; Rhabditidae. The record is from the annotation of a GenBank genome assembly.